AUAUGAGACAUCUGUGGUUUUCCUGUGAACAAGCUCCACAUCUGCUUUUCUAUUGAAACAUUUAAUCUUUGUCCCAGUCACUGCCACCAUCUUCUGUGAAGUCAGACUAACAGUAUGUAUGUAGCUGUCUAAAAAAUGACAUUGUUCAUCCCUGAUAUGGCUGGUCGGCUGUUUUUGCUCAUCCUCCUUUUCGAUACCUUCCAGUUCCUCAAAGCCAAAGAUCCUCCUCAGCCCAGUCUAACAGUGAUUCCUGCAGUCAUCAAAGAGAGAGACUCAGUUCAGCUGAACUGUCAGACUUCUCCAUCUGUCUCUGAGUGUUACUUCAAAAUGGCUGGGCAAGUGGAAUUCACCAUUCCAUCACCCUGUCAACAGACACUCACAGGAACACUACUGGUGAGGUGGACAGGUCAGAGUUCACCAGCUGAGGUCAAAAUACAAUGUCAGUACAGUGCUACAGGUUCACAGUUUAGAUCCAUAUACAGUGAGCCUUCAACAGUCACAAUUCAGGACCUUCCCCAGCUGACAGUGAGUUCUACAGUCAUGAGAGAGACAGAAUCAGUUCAGCUGAGUUGUGAGACUCCUCCAUCUCUCCGUGUGUCUCACUGUUACUUCUACAUAGAGGGGAGGAAGAAUCUUCCAGACUCAUCCUGUACUCAGACACUCACAGGAACAGAGCUGCUCAAGAGGGCAGAUCAAACGUUUCCAGAUGUGGUCAAAGUGACGUGUUACUAUGCUGUAGGGAGGUCUCACAUAUCUCCUUCAAGUAACCCUGUCUCAGUCACUGUUCAGGACCCACCUCCUCCCAGGCUGACAGUCAGUUCUACAGUCAUCAGAGAGAAAGACUCAGUUCGGCUGAGCUGUCAGACUCCCCCAUCUGUCUCUGUGUCUCAGUGUUACUUCUACAUAGAGGGGAGAGAUCCUAAACCCUCAACCUGUACGCGAUCACUCACGGGGACUGAGCUGCUCUCGUGGGCAGGUCAAAGUUCAUCAGCUGAGAUCAAACUGAGAUGUUUUUACACUGUAGAAUCUCACUAUCCAUCGAUGCACAGUGGUUCAGUCUCUGUUACUAUUCUUGGUCCAAAACCAGACAUUACAGUCAAUAUUGAUGAGGACUUCACCAUCAUCUGUUUGAUUUGUGGAUCCGUCAGUCCUGACACCACCUGUAACCUGUAUGUUGGAGAGGAGAGUCAGCCAUCCUUCACAGCAAAGAUCAUGAAGAGAAAAGCUAUCUCAGCAUCCGGACAGCAGUUCUGUCAAUUCACUCCAAAACAUAGUGAUCUGAUCAGUCGUCUACAGUCAGUGAGGCGUAAGGAGGUGAGCUGUGACUACAGAGUGAGCUCAGGACCAAACUCUCUCUCUCCACGCAGUGAUGGACACAGCUUUACAGAUCUGGUGGGAGUUCACAUCAGUGAUCCAACAACUAUACAGACACCUUCUAUAGCAGUGAGUUUGACUCCAGGUCCUAUAUCUACUUUGCCUCCCAGCACAACAGUGAGUCCUACAGAAGUUUCAACGGUUACUUGUACCUUUACCCCAGACACCACACUGAUACCAACUACCAGGUCGACUGUUUGCUGUACUUUGACCACUGACACCCCAGCGAGUCCAACUGAAAGAGGUCAAAGCUCCACAGAAAGUGAAGUGGAAUCAAACAGUCAAGAAAGCAUUCUGGUGGGGCAAUUAUGGCAGGCAGCAGUGGGUGUGGCUUCUGGAGUGGGCGUGUUCCUGGUAGGGUUGACAGCUGUCUGUCUCUGCAGGAGGACCAAGAAAACCAAUUCUCAGAGACCUACAGCCAGACAGGAUGAUCACAGACAAUAUGAUUUGGUGUCUAUGGGAGUGGUGAGCAGCAGAGUCAUGGUGGAUUCAGGAGAUGCUGGAAUCGAUUCUCAGAUCACAUCUGUACUGCCCACGUUCAUGCCCUCAGGUCCCGUUGAUGUGGAUACACAGGCAUUUGCAAAUAAACAUUCUGAUACGUACCACGUAUACAGCUCAAUCCCCGACAGACCAGCAUCCUCAGCCCAGCCUGAUGGGUUGUACAGUCUGCAGACACACUGAAACUACACCUCUGGCUUUCUGUAUCUAUGUCUCACACAUCUCACACAAAUACAUUCUUUUUCACACAACAUCCUUUAUUAUCACCCAUCCAGUUACUGUAAAUAAGUUGAUUAACAGGUAAUAUUUCUACUGUAUUACACAUGGACAACUGAUUUCUGUUACAUGUCUAUCCAUAAUAUCUCUUACUGUGUUAAUAUUUAUAUUUUGGAGGGGUAUGGGGCAUACUCCCCUUUGAGCAUUUUUCUUAUUUCUUCUCCCUAGUAAAUGCUAAAUCUACUGUAUUUAUGUAUAUUAUGUUGACUGUUUGAUACCUUCUUCCAUAACAGUUGGAUACAAUUAUUUUCCUAUUGGGCAAAACAUAAUCCACAACCAAAACAAACUGCAAAUGCAUACAAACUCAAGUUUGUUGAGUCACAAGCUUGAUGCAUUUAUUGGGUGCGAAAAAUUUAGGACCAAAGUACAUAAUGCUUGACUUCUUUAAUACACUAUAAAUGAAUUUGUCCAAAUACUUAUGACUUCUUGAAUUGGGGGGACUAUUUACAUAAAGUGCUUUUAUAUCUAAAUGGUAAAACAUACAAUACCUUCAGAAAGUAUUCACACCUCUUGACUUUUUCCAAAUGUUGUUAUGUUAC
This is a messenger RNA of Oncorhynchus mykiss (rainbow trout), 2687 nucleotides long. Lineage: Eukaryota; Metazoa; Chordata; Actinopteri; Salmoniformes; Salmonidae. The record is from RefSeq and is a predicted model, not a curated record.